AUGUCGACAUUAUUAUCCGAAGUGGAAAGUAUGGAUACAUUGCCGUAUGUGAAGGAGACAACACCGACAGCAAGCGAUUCGUUGACAUUUAAUAAAUUAUUGGCUCCAUCAAUAGAGGACGUAGAUGCUAACCCAGAGGAACUAAGAACAUUACGUGGCCAAGGCCGGUAUUUCGGAAUAAAAGAUUAUGAUGCAGACGGUGGAAUAAUGGAAGCAGAGCCAAAAUGUAAUAAUUGUUCUCAAAGAGGUCAUUUGAAAAGAAAUUGCCCCCAUGUGAUAUGUACUUACUGUGGAUUUAUGGAUGACCAUUAUUCGCAGCACUGCCCAAAGGCUAUAAUUUGUUCUAAUUGUAAUGCAAACGGGCACUAUAAAUCACAGUGUCCGCACAAAUGGAAGAAAGUGUUUUGCACGCUUUGCAAUAGUAAAAGACAUUCAAGAGAAAGAUGUCCUAGUAUUUGGAGGUCUUACUUAUUGAAAACUAGGGAUAAUAAUAGUGGUGAAUUUGACUUUCAAACGAUUUUCUGCUAUAACUGCGGGGAAAGCGGUCAUUUUGGAGAUGAUUGUAUGGAAAGAAGAUCAUCCAGAGUGCCGAACACUGAUGGAAGUGCGUUUUGCGGUGAUAACUUAGCCGUGAAAUUCAAACAAUACUAUUUUAGCCAAUUGAAAAGCUAUAAAAGACAAGCUUCGGAAAGACAAAACUAUGAUGACGAACAAGAUUUCAACCUCUAUGACUACGAAUAUAACGACGAUGCAUACGACCUUCCCGGUUCAAGAAACUAUAGAGAUAAAAUGAAACGGAAGAGCAAAGCUCAAUCGACAAAGAGCAACAACGAUAAAAAUAAUAGUUACAACAAUAAUAAUAACAGGAAGAAGUCACCAUUUAGCCCACAGAGCUAUAAAGUGACAAAAAAUAAAAAAGUUCAUACACAUCCUUUAGAUUUUCCUAGAAAUCCCCAAGGCAACAGAACAGGUGAUCAUUCAAACAAUUCCAACCGCAAUAGACAGGAUCUUCCUAGCAGGUCUAAAAACAAGAAGGGCCGCACUUUCUCCAAUAAAGGGCAAAGGAACGGACGUUACUAA
This is a messenger RNA of Saccharomyces mikatae IFO 1815, 1080 nucleotides long. It is a transcript of the gene AIR1, whose product is annotated as TRAMP complex RNA-binding subunit. Gene Ontology annotation, biological process: polyadenylation-dependent RNA catabolic process. The transcript has a single exon. NCBI's taxonomy places the organism in Eukaryota, Fungi, Ascomycota, Saccharomycetes, Saccharomycetales, Saccharomycetaceae. The record is from RefSeq and is a predicted model, not a curated record. The coding region runs from base 1 to 1080 and encodes 359 amino acids. Gene Ontology annotation, molecular function: nucleic acid binding; zinc ion binding.